This is a messenger RNA of Brugia pahangi, 222 nucleotides long. The record is from the annotation of a GenBank genome assembly. Lineage: Eukaryota; Metazoa; Nematoda; Chromadorea; Rhabditida; Onchocercidae.
AUGGAUUCAGAUGGAAGAGAGGAGGAUGAUGAUGGAUUCAGAUGGAAGAUAGAUGGAUGGGAUUGGAUUCAGAUGAAAGAUAGAUGGAUGAGAUUAGAUUCAGAUGAAGAUAGAUGGAUGGGAUUGAAUUCAGAUGGAAGGGAGAGGGAUGAUAAUGGAUUCAGAUGGAAGAUGGAUGAGAUUGGAUUCAGAUGGAAGAUGGAUGGGAUUGGAUUCAGAUGA